AAAAAAGAUGGCGACGGGACCACGACCUUGGCUUAUAACGUUCUGUAUAACGUUAAUCUACGUGAAAAGAACGUGUCCUAAAAUAGUAGAAGGAACUAUAGACACGAAAGAAGUAAGUCCACUCAAUGACAAGAUUGGUGUAUUGUGGAACCUCAAAUUAAAUUCAAGAUUGGAACGCGCGCGUUCGAGCGAUCGUGGGGUUUCGCUAAUUGCUCCGCUUUCCUUUGAAUUUUUCUAGGAUUGGAGUUUUUUGACGAGAUUUUGUUACAAAGAUUCAAUUGGAGAAAUUAUAUAUCAUUUUGAAUACCCAGAGGUAAGUUCUCGAUGGAUGAAUUGUUUGAAUGUUGUUGAUCAGGAUACCACAAAUAUCGUCGAAGUAUUGUCGUUUGAAGUCGCAUGCUGCUUCUCCUUAUAUUGCGAGUGUAGUGAGACCUGUUUGUUCAUGCUCCAGCUUAUAUGUUUUUUUCUUGCAGUCUUAUGCUACACAGAAUAUUUUUCUUUACUUCGACACUCAGUGGCCUAGAGUGUACCCUAAACCUGAAAUGGUAAGCUUUUUCUUGUAUUUACCUAAAAACAUACGCUAGCUAGUGACGCAAUUUCUCCUCCUUUCUCAAAUUUAACUCAUUGUAUGUAGUCGAAAACUGGUGAUCUAUUCAUUUUGUUGUUUUUAUAAGUCACGAGAAAGAGUAAUUUUUAUAUCUACGGGAGUGAGUAAUAAAACAGGUAAUUAUUUUCACAACUAGUUUUGACGUCAAUCGCAGAUCAUUACAUUUGUUGGUCAUUACUCAGCAAAUUUAUUACGUUACAUGCAGUUAGAAUAUUGGAAGGGUAUUUUGAAUGCCUUGAUUCUAAUAAUGUUAGAAUUUGCGAUGACAAUUCUUUAUAAGAUAGACAACAGGACAAAUCAUGUAUAAUUAUAACAGUUUCCUUAUGUAUUUUUAUGGUGAAAAGCACGAUUUCUUUCCUUUGUAUUUGACAGUAAUACCAUAUUUCCUCAUUCAAAACAGGAAGCGAAAAUAGAAAGCUGUAUUUCAUGUUGUUGUUGCAAAAACAAAAAUAAUGAAAACUGUAUGUAUUGACUCUUAGGUGCCAAAGUAUUUUAAUACACAUUGAAGAAAACUGCUAAAAUCAACCAAAAUUGGUAGAAUCACUAUCGCGGCUGUUUGGUUUCAUAAACAGGUGUUUGUUUUGAUCUUGAAAACAGGCCCAAUAAAAGUGGCCAAAUAUAAGGAACAUGCUUUGCUGACUCGCUGGAUCAAAUAAAAUUUUGGGAAAGUAUUUUCUUUUCUACUUUUAUGGUAUGAUACAGCUGAAAAUUUUUGUGGAACCUUUAAAGGUGCUCUGUCAACAGAACACUUAGUGUACAUUGCAUUAACUUCAUGGACCUUUCAAGUACUCAGUUUGCAGUUUACACAGAAUGAUAGAAAACCCUUAUUACUCUGAGAAUGUGGUAUUGGAUCAACUGAUAAUCUCUCAUGGAUAUUUUUCUUUAUUCUCAUCACUUGUUCACCUAAUGUUGUUUUGGUAUUCUAAAGAGAAAUUCUGUAUUGGUCACUCACAGGAGUUCAAGAUAUAACAAUAAUCUGGUAUUUACAAAUAUUUUGAGUAGAGAUAGUGGACUAAUGUACUUGUAAAUCUAAUAAACCAUGAGGUAACUAGUUACAGCCUCAUGCUUGGUACCUCAAGAUCCUUUUUUUUUUUCAGGACCAGGACACUUCUCUUUUUGCUAAAAGAAUCUUGAUCUUAUCAUUUCCUCUGGAGAAAACAAAUGUGAUACUGUAUUCUGUAGCAGGGUUUGAGCCAGGCCGCGCCAUUGCGCCAAUCCCGCACUGCAAUUUAAAUUGUCCCUUAAAAAAAUGGUCAAGGGGACAAUUUGUCCCUUUCAAAAUUUAGGGGAAAAACUUGAAAGGAAGCACACUCGAAGAGUUUUAUCUCGGUACAGAAAUUGCAAGCUAAAACAGAACGUGGAAAGUAUAUUUUCUUGCGCGUUUAAAGUUCAUUCUAAAGUCACCUUUCAGUCACACUUUACUGAACACAUACGUCUCAUGCUCAACCAAGUGUGGUGAAUGCAUGCGGCAAUCUUUACUACACUUUUCACAAACAUGCGAACUCAAAAGUUCAAAAGCCGCCUUCACAAUUACGUUUUUCGCUGCCCUCAAUCAUAAUUACGAUCACAAGCAACGAACCUUGAAACACAGAAACACACGAAACGGAUUGAAAUCCACCAAUCACAAAUCACAAACCAUGACCUUUUGAACCCGUGAAAGUAAAGUUUUGUUUCCUAAGAGUUCUGUUGAGAUGAUUGACGGCAGCGAAAAACGCAAUCGUCAGUUGGCUUUUGAACUUCAAAAUUCGCAUGUUUGUGAAAAGCGCAGUAACAUGUCACAUCAAAAACGUGUUCGAACAUUAGAAAGCUUUUUCGCUCGCAAUCGAAGCCAGAGUGAAUCAGAGAAAAAUGAUACAGAAGAAGAACAGUGUAUUAAUCAGGAAGAAACGAAUGAGGAUCGAAGGAAACCGAAAAAAUCACGAACUUUCCUGAAAACUUGGUUGCGAGAUCACACAUGGUUGCGCUAUGAAAAAGAAGCGAUGUUCUGCUAUUUUUGUCGGAAAUCUAAGAAGACAAACCCCUUUGCAACGGCAGAAGGGUGUACAAAUUUUAGAACCUCAACUCUGCAGCAACUCUUUUCUACAGCCCUUGAUGUUUGGGCUAGAACCAACUGAAGAAUUAGUACAUUUACGUUUACCAGUGAUUAAGAAAGGAAUUGGAGUUUAUAAGGCGAUGCCGGGACGAGAUUCUGCUGUGUAAUGUUUUGAAGUAUAAAGCAUAGUCAUUGAUCCUCUGUUUAAAUAUGACGAGAAAAAGAAAUUUGACAUCAAUAACAACUUUUCUUUUUUGCAUCACUUUUCUUGUAUUACAAGUCUUACAAGGAUCAGGUAAAAAAAAUGUUUUUGUCGGCUUGCCUGUAUGAAUGUAAAAAAAGAAAAUGUCAAAUAAAAAUUAAUUUGUCUGUCCCCCUAAAAAUGAAAAUGUCCUCCAAAAUUUUUGCUUAGGGGACAAAUUGUCCCCCAGUGAUCAAAUACUAGCUCAAACCCUGCUGUAGCUUUCUUAAUUUGUGUCUGUAAAACAGAGGAGUCCUGAGAUAGGGAAGACAAUUUGUGGUUUAAAGCAAAAAAAACUCAGAAUAAUAUGCCAGGUGCCUCUACAAGCUUUGUAAAGGAUGUAAACUCUUUUUUUUCCUGAGAUCUGUUUACUAAUUUUACUCACUGUCUGCUACACAAUUCUUGUGAUGUUAGAUCUGAGAAUGUGGUAUUGGAUAACUGAUAAUCCCUCACUGAUAUUUUCUUUAUUCUCAUCAAUUGUCUGCUUGAAGUUGCUGUGAUAUUGUAGGGAGAAAUUAUUUCUUUGUCACUUAUAGGAGUUGAAGAUAUAACAACAAUCUGGUAUAUGAAUAUUUUGAGUAGAGCUAGUGGACCAAUAUACUUGUAAUUCUAAUAAACCUUGAGGUUGCAGUCUCAUGCAUGGAACCUCAAAAUUCUUUUUUUUUCGUUCAAAACUUGGACUGUUAAUGACAGGUUUAUCCUUGGCCAUUGAAUUAUUUUCAUGCAGAAGGAACCUUCCAGGCACAUACUUUCACCAAUUUCAAUAAUAACUCCUCGUGAAUUAAGGGCAACUGACCAUGAAUAUUGAGAAUCUGUUGACAGUUGUACAAUUUUGUAAUUCAUUUUAUUUUUCUUAAAGGACCCUUUUGAUGAACCUUUUUCAAAAUUAUAUGGAAAAGUUCUAUCAUGCUGAUGAGCCUUUUUUUUAAAAAUUCUGUUGAAAAGUUCUAUUGCACUUUUAUUUCUCCAAAAACUUGAAAAGUUAAAAAAAAUUUCAACUGAUCAGAAAAUUCAAAGCUGCAGGGUCCUAAACAGACAAUGCAUAAAAUGGUAUUAGUAGAGCAGAGUUCAGAGUAGUAAAUAUAUUUUAAGUAAAUGGAAGAAAGGUUUUGAAAUUGUGUUCUCCUGAACAUACAGGUGUUUUUCCUUACUUUAAAGAUCAGACACAACAUUUAAUCAUAAAAAGUCUAUUUCAUCUUUGGAUGGUUGUCACAAAGUGAGCUGGGUGAGGAGAAAAAUAUUUCAAAAUACUCAGUCAUGGUUUAAGUGCACUUCUGGGCUCUAUUUAAUGCCUGAAAUAGAGAUUGUAUUCAACUUAUUGACGUUUUCCUUUUUUUCUUCUUGUUUUGAAGCUGGGAGCAAAACAAAAAACAUGUUUAGUAAUCAUGUUCUCCCCUUGCCACAUUAAACAGAAUCAACACAUAAACAAAUGUAUGCAAGGCUUAUCUUUUGAUAAUAUAGUCUUGAAGGAGCUGCAUACAAAUAUUGAUAGAAAAUAUAAAAAAAAAAUGAAAAUUGCCAAAGAAACACAAAGUCUUAGCAGUACUUGAAAAGGGACAUGCUUGAACUUGAUUUAAAAGUAUUAGCCCAAUUUGUUUCAUUCUAGAAACAAUGAGACCUAGAAUAAAGUUGAGCUUCUAGUACAAAAGUUUGUAUAUGUAAUAAGGGCAAUAAACAGCAUGUGGUAAUUGCUUUCUUUCUAAUAGCUUUGAAAUUGGAAAUUUAAGAUAGUUCUCUGUAUUUUAUUAAAUCUUGAAGUAUCAUAGCUAAGAGUAAUUUUGUUUUUUUAUUAAAAUCCUCAAUUGUCAUUCAGUGACCUCCUUUUCCAAAAAGUGCAAUAAUUGAUAGGAAAGCUUUUAGGCUCUGGAACACAAUUUUAAUUUAUUGUUCUUUUCUCAAGACUGUUGACAAAUUUCAGCAGUUGUUGAUUAAUGAAAAGCAACCUUCAUUGCAAGGCAUUCAAAUAGAGACUCUGACUUAAAAAAUAUUAGAAUACAAUGAAAGACAUUUUUUGGAAAAUUUAGGGUAUUAAAAAUAACUUUCCUUUUUUCCCUUAAGUUAUGUGGGAUUCUGUCAGUUCUUUGAAAAAAAUACAAAGUAAUAUACCUAAAUGAGAUUUUCACUUGUGGCUGUUAAAUUGAAUUAUGUAAAUUCAAACCCAUGACUACAACCUUUCAACCAAGGUGUUAGGUCUUCAAGUCCAUAAGAAUCAAUUAAAUUGCAAGCUUGCUCAUGAAAAAUAUAUUUAAAAACAAACCUAUCUUAAAUUGAAAUGGAUUUAAUUUUAAAAAAGGUAAAGUCUUAGUUCAGUUAAAUGAGGAACCUUUGUCAUCUACUUAUUUAUUUCAUGUGUGAAACCAAUAUUUACAACCUGCCAAAUGGUAUUGUUUUGUAAAUGCAGUGCUCAGUGCUAUCAGCAAUUAGGAAACAGGUGUCUUUUUGCUGAACUGUUUUGGAGUUUUUACACAUCAUAUAUUAAGGGAUGGGAAAAUAGUGGCUUAGAUUUACUACUUUUUGGAUGCUAGUAUUCAGGAAUUUACUCUUUUCCCAGAACCAGAAAAUCAAGAAUAUGGAAUAGAUCUACAUGUCUGAGACAAUAACUUUUGAACCAUAACAGUCAAUAAGUCACAAAGUGCUCCUAUGAGGGAACAGGAUCUUAUACUCAGAAUAGUAAUGAGGACCCAAAUGCACCAAUGACAGCAGGCCAUAACCCAGUAAUAAUGUCAAACAAAGGUGCUAAAAUAGCAAAACAUAAACUUUCCAGCUUGUUCCCUGAUGAAAGACAAGUAGUAUAGCAGUCAAAACCUUGCGAGCAAUACAUGAUUGAUUAGCCUGGCUCUUACAUUGUGAGAUUUCAUUCACCUAUAACACCACAAUGAAUAUCAACACUUAAUAUAACUUUUGAUGCCUUUCUGAGAUCCAUGUCGGCUUGGUUAAUUUAGGAACUUUUUCCUCUCUUUCCACAAAUUAAUUAGGCAUAAAAAUGUGACAUAGCAGUUCUUUCUGUGUUUAAUGCAUUUUGAUAUGUAACAACAAUUACUCCAGACAUCAAGUAACAAAUUUUAAAUUAAAAUUCAAUAAGUUAGUAUUUACCAUUUAACUUCAGUCAGCUGCCUUUAACAAGAUUGGUAGGUCUUUGAUUUUGAGGACUUUUAACAUUCUUACUGGUAUUAACCUGUGAGCAACAUAUAUAGUAGGGAGUGUUUUGAUCCUCAAAAGUUAUUAUUUGUAGUUAGUUAAGCAUUUUAACCUUGCCUUAGGCCUGUGGACUUGAGUUCAAUAAUUUUCACAAUUAUUAAAUAAUUGAUGUAUUAUUGAUAUUAUUGUUAUUAUUAUUAUUAUUAUUAUUAUUAUUAUUAUUAAUACAUUAUUGUUAUCAUAUGAAUCUUAAGCAUUUUUCGGGUGGUGGGGUAAAUUGUGAAAUUUUUAUUAAACUUCCUUUUCACAGAGUAUGCUUCGAAUCACUUUGAAUAAGGCCAGUGUAAACUUUUAAUUGUGCCUAAAUAUAACUUUGCAUGUAUGUAUUUUCAGCCAUAUCUCAGAUUUAUUUAUUGUAUUAAUUAUGGUAUGGAUUCCAGGCUGUUUGACCUUUGGGUGUUUCAAUCUUUAAGAAAUUUUGAGGAAGAUAUGAAAAAAUAAUUAAAUUUUGCUCAUCACUGACAAUAAAUGUUUGUUCAACAGCCUUGUUUAGAUAAAGAAGACAAGGUGUACAGAGGGAAUAACCAAGUUAUAAACCUUACAACCAGUUACGUGUGGUCUGGAUGUAAAAAGAAAGAUUUGGAUAAUGAAUCUUACUUAGAGUGCACUGGUAAGAAUAACACAGUGAAAGCUAUGAUAUCUCUUUAACCCCUAAAAGGGCCUGGCAUCUAAUUUCUCCUGACAAAAAAACAUCAAAGUCAUGAGACUAAGGAAAAUUAUCAGCAACUAAAGAAGCUCUUGAUUGUUAAACAAAUUCUCUUUUUCAUAACCUUUAGAAAUACAUAGAGAAAGUAAAGAGAAUACACAUACUGAUGUUAGGGUGUAAAGGGAUACGCAACAACAUUAGUUUACUUAUCAAAUCUGCAUUUACCACUUUUAAGGAAGAACAAAGUAUUUUAUAGAUGGAGUUUCAGAAGAACUACAUUUCACUGCAACACCUCCUUUGCCCUAUUCACUGUUAGAUUUUCAUAGCAAACACAGUUAUACAUUGUUUAACUAUUUAAACUCUAAAAGUGAUUAGCAUCUAAUUUCUCUUUACAAUAUCACCCCUGAAUCAUACAAUAGGGUCAUCAGAAUAAAGGAAAUUAUCACCUAAUAGGAAGCUCUUGAUUGUUAAACAAAUUCUCCUUGCCAGCACCUCAAGAAAUGUGUAGAGAACACUAUGGAGAAUAUGCAUGCCGUUAUUUGGGUGUAAAGGGUUAAAGGGAAGGGUGGGUUAAAGGAUUGGUCUCAGGGACAAAAUUGGUGAGGUAUUCCAAAGUAUUGUGAUAUCAGUGGCAGUGUAUCAACAGUUUUUGUUGUAGAUCUAAACAAAAACACUUCUUAGGAAAAAACACGAAAUACUUGGUAACACCACUUGGAUCAGUUCUAACGAUGAUGAAAAUUUCCUACUUGACUUUUUAAACCUCUAAGAGUGACUAGCAUUUAAUUUCUCCACACAUUAUCACUGCUGAAUUACACAUAAAGGUCACAGGAAUAAAGGAAAUGACCACAUGACCACUAACAAAAGAAGCUCUGGAUUUCUAAAGAAAUUCUUCUUGUCAGUUCCAUAGGGAAUGUAUAGAGAAGAGCAUGGAGAAAAUACAUACUGAUGUUAGGGUGUAAAAAGGAUUAAACUAGCAAAAUGUGGAUUAACUAGAGCAUGUAUUGGGUCAGUUUCUUUUCAUACCAAAAACCACAAAAUUGUAAAAAAGUCCCUUGUGAAUAUGUGCCAGUUCAUUAUUAUAAGUGACCAAAUCCAUAAAUCAACUGCAAAUUGGCUAUUUAAGACUGGGUUGAAUUUUUAAGAACACUCUACAUAUCACUUUUUAAACUUUUUUAUUGCAGGAGAUAGGCGUUUUGUAUCUUCUCGUGAGAGAUGGUGGUAUUUAGCUGUAAGCAACUGCAAGUCUACUAAGGUAGGCAUUUUUAUUGUUUGCAUUUAUCAAAGCCUCUUUACAGGCUUUCAAAAUAUAGCUUUGUGGAUGAUGUUUUGUGCUUUUAGAGAUAUAAAUAGGUACACAUUGUAUUGCUUUAAGAGGAGUCACAGUGCACAGUAUUUUGUUGUUUUGAUUGGAAUGUAGAAUUGUUGUAAUUUAAAAUAAAAAUGAUUGUCCUUGUGAAAUGGAGAAUUUUGUUGCCCUUGGGAGUUUGAGUUAACUGGGACCUAUUGUAAUUGAAUUCUAAAAGAUAACUUUUUCACCAAAACUUUGAUGAUCUAAAAGUCAUGAGACUGAUUAAAUUUUGACUUCUUUUUAGGGACUGCUGUUGAAGUACAGAUUAGAAAUGACAAAUGGAGAUACAUUUUGGAAAAAGCAUUUCUCUGCAGACGAAAGAUGUAUGUACAUGUACAAUAGACAAUCAUUCAAUAAUUUCCAUGUUAAAAAUUUAUCAAUUAAAUUAUAAAAAUUGGUCCAUGCUUAAUAUGCAUAUAUAUGUAAAGUUAUGGUUGCACAAACACAGGAGAAGCCUCUUGAGUGCUCCAAACUUCCCAAGUGUAUCCAUAACUCAAUAUUCACACAGCUAAAGCAUGAACCAAUUUUGUUUUAACAUAGUGUACAGACACAAGUUGUAGGUAGGCCUUGUGCAUGCACUAUGUUACAAUUAAAAUUGAUAAUUUUUUAUUAGACUAAAGGAAUCAAACAACAGAUAUUAAUGAUCACUUACAGUAACAAUUAGUAAUUAUAUUAAGUAUUUUGCAUGGUAACCAACUUAUUGACAGUUUAACAUUUUUAAAUUGUUUCCUUUCCAUUUCUUUUCCAGUCAUUCUUCCAAUGGACAUAGCAUUUUUUAUUAUAUUUACCAGUUUGUGGUUUCUUGGCAUCUAUGUAGCAUGUAAGAAACUUUAAUUAACUUAUUAGUUUACUCUUUUUUGACCGUGUAAUCAGUACCUCAAAUCAUUACUUUCAAGUAUGUGUGAGAUUUAUAUUAUGAAAUAUUUCUGUGUUACUGAUGGUUAUAUACUGGUUAUAUUUUCCUUUUUUGUUCUAAAUAACUCUUGUAUUGCAUUUAAUUGGCAUGGCUUUGGGGAGCUUUCUCGUCUGGUUUUUGAAACCAAAACUGAAGAAACGUGAGCUGCCAAUUAGAGCAAAUAAAUUAUUACAAUAAGAAUUAGUGUAGCAUCUGAUUGUUUGGUUGAUUGAUUAGGGCAAUCAGACAUGGUUUAUCAAUGCUGACCUGAUGGCAGCUUACUACCUGACACCUAUUUACACCUCGUCAGAGAAAAGGGUAGCUAAUUAGUGAGCAUAUAAAAGAACCUGUUGUGGUACAGGAGUGUCGAAACGUUGGGUCUUUGAAUUGUAACUUCUUGGUUACAUUCAUUAAAUCUUUAAACCAGAGUAGCAUCAAACCAUGUCUGAUUGUCCACCUGGGUGCCCUGUUAACUUUAGUAUAUCUGAUUUGGGCAAGUUUUCAGGGGCAAUCACAAAUUGUAGGAAAGCAAAACUAGUGCAGUUGUGGAUUACACUGGAUAUAAAAGAUAUUAUGACUUAAUGAUAACAAUGACAGAAAUGAUGUAAUUGCAAUUGGUAAUAGUUCUUUUGUACUGCAGGUCUACUAACUUCUCGAAGAUUAUUUCACUUCUCAUACAAAUUAUAUUUGUGUUCCCUGACAUUUGAAGGUAAUUAAAGUUUUGUAAGUUGACUUAGAAAACACAGUCAUUGACUUUUAUUAAUAGUUAAUUCUCUUCUCACCAAUCAGUAAUUCUCAAGAGAAUCUAGAAUUUAAAUGUAUAUUCAAGGUUGUGUUUCAUCAUGGGAGGUCUUCAAUGACACAAAUUUUCAAAAAGUUUGCUCUAUUAGCAAUAGGCUGGUAAUUAUUAAAAAAAAAAAAAAGGAAAAACACCAGAGCAGUGACAUAACAUGUUGAAGUGCACAAUACGAGCAACCUUUGGAUGGAUGCUAACACAUUUUGAAAGUGGGCAACCUUAGGAUGAAUGCUAACACAUUUUGAAAGUGGGCAACCUUAGGAUGGAUGCUAACACAUUUUGAAAGUGGGCAACCAUAGGAUGGAUGCUAACACAUUUUGAAAGUGGAGAUGGUUCGUGUAUUCCACAAUUUAGUAGUAUACAUUAGUUGAUUAGCAUUUAUAAUUUAACUGACUUAAAUUUCUUAUUUUCUUAUGUACAGUGCUUAGCUUGAUAUUCUACCUAAUAUAUUACAUUGAGUAUGGAAAAAAAGGAAUUGAAAAAUAUGGAAUUUCAGUAGUAGGUAAGUAAGUUGUGUUUGUGGAAACAUUUGAACAUUUGCUCGGUGUAAUUCAAAGAAGAGAGAAUCCUUGAAAAUGUUGGUAAAUUUGCUUAAACUGUAAAUGUUAAUUAACAAAACAACUGUUUGAGUACUUGAUAUAUGCAGGCAAUAUGAUCCUCUUCUACUUUAUUCAAACCCUAGAAUAACUAUGCUGCAACACUUUCAUCUUGACUAGGAAAAAGGAAUCUAAAAUGGGCAGUGCUGGAUUAGAUUUACUGAGGAUUAAAAAUUUUGGACAUAUUGAUUUGAUGAGAUAUUUACAUAUAUAUUUUUUUUUUAAUCACAGGGCGUGCCUUUCAUUUCACUUCUCAUGUUGUAUUCCUAAUAAUGCUUAUUUUGAUGGCCAAAGGAUGGACAGUGACAAGGUAUUGCUGAAGUACAUUAACCUUAAAAAAAGUUGGUGUCAAAUUGAGUAACCUAAAUUUAAAUUGCUGUCAGGUGACCAUUUGGCAACCAAUUUAGUCACUUAGAAUAGGUAAAUUUUCAGAUAGCCUUGUUAAUAGUGACAACCACCCUUGAAAUUAAAAUGGAGGAAAAGGCAGUGCUUUCAACAAUAUUGGAAGAAGGUGGCUGCCUUGGUAAAUCACCCCCAGAUAAUAAUAUGAAAUACAAUUUCCCUCUUUUUAUUCCAUUUCUUCUAUUCAGAAUAAACUGGCUUCAGAUGAAGUCUGCUGUGUUAAACCUCCAUAGAUGAUCAUUUCACAUUUGUCUCCUUUGUAAAAGUUGUAUAACUAAUCAUUUUAACUCUAAAUAAAUCUUACAUUUGCUUACAUGCAAACUGCUUCCCGAGUUUCACACAAAAAGUCCUCUGAGAGGACAUAUGGUUAUUGGUUAUAGAAAUGUUGGGUCAGUAUGUUCUUGAAAACUCAACAACUUUUUUUUUUUUGCCGAAAAUGUUUGAAAUGUAUGCUAGAAUAUAUGAUAAGACAGUAUCAAUAAUUUUUAUCAAAACUUGUCUGCAAAGGAAAAAGAACUGAAGAAACUCUGGAAGAAUUUCAAGUGUUUUAGGUUUUAAGCUUCCAAAGUAUACCCAGCAAUUCACAACAUAAUACCUCUCAGAGCUCUAAUAGGUGCCAGAUCCUUAUGAAAGCACUGAAAGGGUGACAAGACUUUCUUGGUUUCCCCUAUCUAACAUGAAAUUUAAAUUUACUUCUAUGUGAGAGAUUAAGCAAACUGUAAGGGAGACCGGGAGAUUUGCUUUGUAUCAUAGAUACAUGAGUUGACAGACAUCUUUCUUAGAAAGAGAAUGUAACUGACCUCACUGGACUGAAUCAUUUGUUUGCAGAGGACGUAUCAGUUCUUCUGGUCAGAUCAAGCUCAGUAUCUUUGGCACAGUGUACACAGUGUGUUUUGCCAUCCUUUUCUUCUAUGAAGUUGCUGUAAGUGGAAUAUGAUGAAAUAAGUGGCAACAUGUCCCUCUAAAUUCUGCUUUUAGGACCUAAAAGUACCCAGUGGUCUAUCAAAUGGUACAGGUAACAGUUGUGAUAAAAAAAAAGUUUCAAAAUGCAAGCUAGAAUUGCAUAAAAGUCCAAUUCUUAUCACAGCUGUAUUCUAGUAUCAGAGGUACCAUUAUUUGUUAUUUUCCCUGCUAAAACUUCCCUAUGAGAAGUGGGAGGAACCAAAGCUCAAUAGACAUGAGCCUGUAUUGCAAAAAGGAAGAGUGUUCAUGAAGUUGUCGUUACACACUCAAGAUCAUUAGAGAAAGAUGUCGCAUGGAUUUGGCAGGAGAGAUUUGAUGUCUGAUGGAGCCGAAAUAUUUACAAAUGUAGUUCCCCUUUAUCAAUUUCCCUAGGGGAUUGCUCAUCUCACCCAACCCAACCCACCACCAACCCUUCUAGAAGAGAAAUAGAAUGCAUCUUUCUUAAGCCUUUACACCCUAACAUCAAUAUGCAUAAUCUAUACUGUCCUCUAUACAUUUCCUAAGGUGCUGAUAAGGAGAAUUUGUUUAAUAAUCAAGAGCUUUUUUAAUUGGUGAUCAUUUCCUUUAUUAUCAUGACCUAAAUGUGUGAUUUGCGGAUGAUAUUGUAAGGAGAAAUUAGGUGCUAAUCACUCUUAGGGGUUAAAGGGUUAAGACAGGGAGAUUUUGAUUUCAGCUUCAUAUUACAGCUCAAUAUCUUUGCACAGGGUGAGAAAUGAUCAACAAAAGAUUUGAUGAAAUACUUGUAAGGUUACAAUUAGAUAACAAAAUAAUUUUAAUAAUAAAUUUGUGUUGGAAUUUAAGGUGUUUGAUCCUGGCAAGGUCCUUUACAUCUAUGAGAGCCCUGCUGGUAUUGGAAUCUGUGUUCUGAGAGUCAUAGUAAGUAUAUGUGUUACACUUUGUUACAGGCCAGCCUCAAAGAAGCAAUUCGUACUCCUCAUUAACAUAUAAUUCAUGUAAUGUUUGGAGAGAGAACUUAUGGGUUAGGUUCAGUGCAAUUUCCUCUAGAUCAUGGCUAUUGAUUGAAAUUAAUAUGUACUUGCUUGUAUUUAAUAUACAUAAAAGAAAUCACUAGUAAUUAAUAGGGUUAAGAAUCUGGCAUAAUUAUCAGUCCAGGAGAGAUAAUUGGUAUAAAUAAUCAAUGAAACGAGAAACAAACUUAAGUUGUGAACUAUAAAAUUAAGGUUUAAAUUUUAAAUAAAUAUGUCCAAGGAUUCUCAGAAACUGUGAUAUCGAUGACUUUCAUACAACUUAAGUUGUUAACCUUAUUGUAACUGUUACUAGGUGCUUAUGUUAAACUUUCCUGGUUUGUUUAUUGUGAUGAAGUUGAUUAUUACUAAUAACUUUCAGGCUUGGUUGUGGUUCUGUUAUGGGACUUUCUUUACACUGAAGCACUAUCCAAACAAAAGCAAUUUUUAUUACCCAUUCUGGAUAAUCUACACAGGAUGGUAAGUUGGAUAGAGUGUUCAAUGACCAAGAGAUGCAUAUCCUCUGAUGUAUUUUGAGAUUGAGUAAUUUUGUUCUCCUUUUGUUCUUUUAAUUGUUUUUUAUUAUUAUUAUUUUUAUUAUUAUUAUUAUUGUUUGCUUGUUUGUUAUAACAAGAACUACAACAAAAAAACAAUAAUUGUGGUAGUAGGUCUCAUGUUAAGUUUGGGUCAUUUGAAAUCUGACAUGGGCCUACCUAAUGUGAUAAAAGUAGGAGCAUGGUUGUUGUAGCACCCCUUAAUAUCAUGCAAAUUGAAUCAGAUCUUCUUACUAAAAGGCAGCAUGUCCCAUCAGCCCUAUAUUUUAAUAAAGGGGGUAAGUUUCUUAAGAAACCGUGCUGCUGUGUUGGUGGGGGAGUAUAACAAGGUAAUUUGGUAUCAUUAACUGAGUUUGCCAUUGUAAAGAUUUUAAAAGCUGACAUUUCAAGCGUUAGUCCUCGGUCAGGGCCAAUGAUAAAGGCUAAUGCUCAAAACAUCAGGUAUUAAAAUCUUUCUGGUGGCAAAUUUAUGUUGUCAACUCGGUUGAUAUUACAAAAUUAGCUUGCCUUGCAUUUUAUACAAGCUUCCACCACUUGCACCUGCUUUUAAAUCCUUCUUCCCCUUCCAGAAUAAAAUUUGUUUCUUCAUCCAUUAAAAAAUUCAUCUCUCUCAGGUUCCUUGCUGGGCCAAUCAUGGUUGUUAUUUCAGCGUAUAGAAUACAAAAAUGGGAAAGGUGAGGAGACAGUGUUGGAUCAUAUCACUAUCAUCUCCUUUGUCUUCUUACAUAUUUCUGAGUGACUCUUAGAUCUCAAUCAUAAUUUAAACUUACUGGUAUUAAGAAAUUAAUCCUUAUUGAGAUAGAUGUACCAGUAGUUGUGUGUGUAAUGGAUUCUCUUUUUUUCAUAUGAGAGGUAAAAUGUAAAGCAUUGGUCAAUAACUGAAAAAAUGUAAAAGUGUCCUUGCAGUGAAAAAAAUGUCUUUUUUCUUCUUGUUUGAGUUUGCUAUUUACUUGGUGAUGAGGUUUCAUGGAACUAUUUUUUUAUUCAGAGCUCAAAUUGUUAACGGAAUUGAUUGGUGCAUCUCUAUUCUGGCACAUGGUGUUUUCUUGGUAAGGAAUCAGUCCAAACUGUUUUGAAUGGUCCUAGAUACCUGUUAAUUUCUAUAUAUGAACAGUGUUUGAAAUAUCUCAGAUAACUGAUUAAAAAUUAAAUAAAGUAAAAGUAUAAAGCUAAUUAAGUUUUCCCAAAUAUUAAGGAUUUAUUUUUUUGGUUCAGAUAAACAUUCCAGCAAAAGGUUGUUGCCCACAAUUUGUUGAAUCUUUUACACCCUACCAUAUUCUCCACACUGUUCUCUAUACAUUUCCUAAGGUGCUGACAAGGAGCAUUUUUUUAAUAAUUAAGAGCUUCUUUAGAUGGUGAUCAAUUCCUUUAUUGUUGUGACCUUGAUGUGUGCUUCAGGGGUUACAUUGUAAUGAAAAAUUAGUUAGUUGUUAUCCUAAAGGUUUAAAGGGUUUAAAGAGGAAGAUAUUACUUCUACAUGCUCCCUCUUAAACUACAUUUUCAUGUUCACAGGUCAUUACCAGACCUAAUGCAGCAAAUUCUAAUUUCCCAUUUCACCUAAGAACCAAUCAGGUAAGACUGGCUUGUUACUUAUGUAAUUAAUUGAGUCACUUUGGAAGAUACCAUUAAGCUAGCACUCCUGGCCCCAGUUGUUCAAAGGGCAGAUAAUGCUAUCCCACAGGUAAAUCGCUAUCCAGUGCAUAAGUGCGAACAAAAUGUAUUGCACUAUCCACUGGAUAGAGAUUUAUCCAGUGGAUAGCAUAAUCUAACCUUCAAACAACCAAGGCCUGAAUUUGUGGGUUUACCGGUAUGUGGUACUUAAUUUCUGCUUGAUUCUACCAUUGAACUACACAAAAAGACUCCAACUUCUUGCCCAUGGGCAUACUGACUACACAUUUGUAUUACAUACAUGUAUUUGAUAAAGUUGGUUCAAGUAUAAUUCAGUUCCAUUAAGGUUUCAUCAGCUCACUUUUUAUUUUUGUCAGCUUAUUUUCUAUAUUCUUCUAGAAUUACUUAAGCACACAGCAUUUUAUUCAUUAGCAUUUGUAUUUACAGCCUAAAUGGCAAUGUGCCAUUCCAAAAAGGGAGACUUUUAAAAGUGUACAAUUGAUAGAGUUAUCAUUACUCUGCAUGUUAUUGUUAGUAAAAUUUUAUGAGCAUGACUUUGUUUACUGCAGGCUAUUUCUUUGUAGAUAUAAUUUUGAAAUAAUGUAAUGAAUUCUUGGAUGUAUUAGUUUGCAAAGUGUUUCUUUAUGGCAUUUUAAAUCUUGAAAUUAAAUGGACACAACUCCAUUACCUUCUAGCCUUGAAUCUCAUCAGUUAUAAAUGAAGAUAUUGCUGUCUAACUAAUCAUUCAUGAUUUUUCAGACACUCUGUCUAUCUAAUCAUUCAUGAUUUUUCAGACACUCUGUCUAUCUGUUCAGGUAUAAGUGUACUGGUACAUAUAUUGUUAACAGUGAAUUGUUAAAUUUGUUUAGAAAACUUGUUAUCUUCCUUAGAAUAACUAUUUCAUGCUUUGAAAAAGACAAAAUUAUGGUGCUACAUCACUUAUUCAAAAAAUGAAAUUAUUUUCUAGAUUGGCAUUCAAGAAGCUGCUCCCUCCAGACCUUCAGAGAAUGGAAUUGCAUACUACACUCCUCCUCUGCCAAAUGCACCCCCUCCUUACUACUCUCAGCAACCAGGUCACUUCACAGACAUCACAUCAAUGUUUUCGGUUGGUGGAGGGGCCAAUGGCAAGGUAAAAAUAUCAGAAUCUUUUAAUGGGAAUUGCUGCUUGAAAACUAGGUCUUUUGCAGCAAUUUUGUCACCAGCCAAGUGGCCAAUUUGCACUUUGCAGUUGGCACUCACUGUGCAAAAGAUUUAGGGCUUAUAAGCAAUUUUAUUAGCUGGAACUGUAUCAUCUAAAUCAAAGAACAUCUCAGCAUUGGUAAAAUUUUAAGUUGCUUUAGUUUACAGUCUUUCAGAUAUCAGAGCUGGGUUAUGCAUGUUUGCCAAUGGACUUAAUCAGGUUUAAGCUAUAAUAGCUACUUCAGCAGAUAACAUAGCACAGAUUGACUGUAAAAUGUGAUACACAAGGCUGUUUACUCUUUAACCAUAUUUGCCCUGCAGGAAAGCAUAAAGAAAACUCUAACCUAUUGCAAAAUAGCUGAAAUCGCAGCUUCAGCUAAAAAUAAAAUGAGCUGGCUUAGAUCAGUAAGAAUACAUAUAGAUCAGCAAAAAUUCCAUUUUUGAGUAGCAUCAGUGAUUAGCAGUGUUAGAAUAGAAAACUAGCAAAACUUAUUCACCAAGGCUUUUAACUCUAGCAGUUUUAUUCCACUUCAGAACAAUGCAUUUGCUAGCUUUAGGGAACAGAAAUGUCCUAUGAAAUAGUGAUUUUCAGGCUCUAAGACUACCCUUUCAAGAAUAUAAGAAUCCAAAGUACUCCUCCCUUGUUUAAUAAUAAAAUCCAUUUGGGUGCUCCUUUUUUACCAGUUGUGAAAUUAUUAUAAUUUUUAAAAAUUUCAUGGUUACUCUUCUGUGGAUGGAAAUCUGGAAUACUGUAUCAGCAUUAUGUAAUAUGCUCGGUGUUAAUUACUUGGAGAUAUAACAUUUCUCUGUAUCUACUUUGCAGCUGCCAUAUCCACCUGCAAAUUCUUCGAAUGGUUUGCAGAAUCCUUAUCCACCCAUGAAUGGAACACAAAAUGGUGGAAUGAAUGGAAUACCAAUGAUGACAAUAAGCCCCAACUGAUCAGUGUCUGCUCAUCAUAGACUGAAUAUUGUAGAUUUGUCUUGUAUAAAAUUGUUUUUCUAUGACUUUGUAAUAUUCAUACUUGGUGUUUUAGACUCAUACGUGUGCCUAGUCAUUCAUGACACAUACCAAGAAUUUAAAAACUGUUUUGGUUUGUUAUUUGUUGUUUGUAAGUGAAAUGUUGUCUGUAAGUUAAAUGUUGUUUGUUUAUAUGAUGAUUUAUUUUUUGUGCUUAUCUUUUUCCCUACAAGUAAACUAUGUUUAGUUAAUCUUUUGUAAAUUUGCAGUGGAAGCUUUUGUGGCAAGUACUCUUACAACUUGGUGGCUUUUCCCACUUGUAGAACCAUUUUCACUACACUUUGAACUACCAUUACAACUCUUUAUUUGCACACUUCCUUGAAAAGAACCCACUAAUAAGCAGAAGUAGGCCUUCCCAGAAGUUAAAAACUGGUUUUCCAUUGAUUUUAAAGUCCUCUAAGUACUCAAGCCUUGUUCACUGGUAGGGGAUAAAUUGUAUUUUAAUCAAUCUGAAUUCCACAUUGUCACUUGUCGCAAUUAUUUCGUAGUUCAUAAAUUACUACAUACAAUUUUCAUGUUUUCCUGGUAGUCAUAAAGUAACAUUCAUUUACUUUUCAAAAUGUUGUGAUGGCUAAUUUUAAAGCAAAGAGUAAAACUUUGCAGACUUCCACAGUUGCAAUAUGGUAAUAAGUAAAUUUAAAGCAUGCAAAAUGGUAUUCAAGUCUAACUUCACCAUGAUAGUUAGCCUGCAGAGCAAGCAUAAUUUUGGCAAGGGAGUGCUCAGUAUUUUCUUGGUGAAAAUUAUAGCUACCAUGAUGGUAGCAUAAGGCUGGGUAGAGAAAGAAAUUUGUACCAAGGAAGUGAGUGACAGUCAAAAGGAAGGAGAGAGGAAUAUGUGGGACAAUAGCCACAAAAAUGUAUCCCAGCUGGACUGUAGGCUAUAAUUUAUGAGGGAAGUUCUUGAAUUUUUACUUUAAAAACUAAUUCACCAAAGUGAAGGUGAAGUGUAGUUGAUAUUCACCAAACUGCAAGGCAGCAAGGUAUAUAUCUGGGGCUUUCAUCAACACUGAGGUGAAUAAUUGUUUUAGUACAUACCUUACAGAAACAAAAUCAUUUCUUUAUUUCUGUCAUUAUACCAAACAAGGGUUAAAAAUUAAACUCUUGAUAUGUUAUCUUGUUUCUUCGGGUGCUCAGAGGUGAAUAGGUACUGGUUUAUCACUUCUGAACUAGCCAAGUGCAAGUGUAAAAAACAAUAUUUCGCCUGACUGUGUGGUAGACACAAGAAGAACUAUUCAAUUUUGCAUUGAUAUGCAUCGUAAUUUCAAAAUUUCUUGUUGUGUUUAAAAAUGUUUAUAGGGCAUUACAAAAUGUUAUAAUGAUUGUUCCUCUUAAUUUAUUGUGAAUUGCUUUGCAAGUUAACGUAAUUUAAAUAGCAGACAACAAGAGAAUUCACUUAGCAUGUAAUAGUUUAACUUCUUGGAAGUUAACUAGGUGAACAAUUUCCACAUUUUGUGUACAUAGUAAAGUAACUUAAAGUUUGGCUUUUAUAAUAAAACUAAUUUUUUAUUCCACAAUGUAGAUAGGAGUUCCAGCUGAAUCCUGAUAAAUUCACUAGUUUAUUUACUAUUGUUCUUACACUCAUCAAGUGCAGCAUGUGUAAGGUAUGUAAUUAUUGUACUUUUCAGCAACAUUGAAUACACAAAAACCAAUAAUUGCUCAUAUGAUGAUAUAUUAAAACAAAAAUUUAAUUUUCAGCUGUUGAUGUAAAUUGUUGCUGUCCAGACACAAAAUUCAAAGAUAAGUUAUGAUAAGAAAGAGAGAAUUCCAUUCAUUAAUUCCUUUUUUUUUUUACUUGCAUGGAAGACUGCCCUGUGUACUUUCUAGAUGAAAAUCUUUGGUAAAUUUUUUACAAUCACUUUGCAACUCUUGAAAUUUGGUAGAUACAUGAUCAUGCAAAGGAAACCAAACUCAAACAGAGCGUUAUUCCAUUGCCACCACUUUUACCUGGGUUACUUAACCCUUUCACUUCCAAGAUCUCAUUGGUAAUUCUCCUUACUGACUGCUGUACAAUUCUUAUGAUUUUAGUUCUAAGAAUUUGUUACUGGAUCAACUGAUAAUCCCCUAAUUGAUAGUUCUCUUUAUUCUCAUCACUGUCUGCUUGAAAUUAUAUGGAUAUUGUUGGGAGAAAUUCUGUCUUGGUCACUCAUGAGAGUUAAAGGGUUAAACAAAAUUAAACCAAUCAUGCUCUAAAAAACAGAAACAUUUAAUUCUGACAGUAUUCAUUUAAGUCAGUUGAUUAUUAGGAAAUAGCAAUUAAUUUAUUUUAGGUGCAAUGUAUUGUAAGUUUUUCUGUAUUCCAAUUGAUCAGUUUUUGAUUGAUUUCAAUUAAACUUUGGAUUAGCAGGAAAGGAUAAGGAAAACAGCCUUGUUUUUAUACACCUUAUACAAAAUAUUUUGGCACUUGAAUUUUUUAAUAGGCUUGUAAGUAUAAAUUUUCUCUAAAGCGUUCACAGGUUACAGUGUUUGUUUGUUUGUUGGAUAUCUUCAUAUAGAAGAUAAUAAGACUGAUGUGUUGGCACAUGGCAUGUUUGUUUCCUGAAAAACCACAGUGAAGAUCUAAGAACCUAAGACAUAGGAUGAUGGAUAGGUUUUGAGAGCAGAAGUUAUUUAUAAUGAUGAAGUUUCUUCUACUUCUCAUGUUUCAGCUGUCUCAUAAAUAUUAAAUUGUAAAUAUGUAACUGCAAUCAUGGAACCGAUUUUUGUAGCCAAAAAAUUUUACUUAAACUACCAAGUAAUAAAGAG
Messenger RNA from Pocillopora meandrina, 19790 nucleotides. The record is from the annotation of a GenBank genome assembly. NCBI's taxonomy places the organism in Eukaryota, Metazoa, Cnidaria, Anthozoa, Scleractinia, Pocilloporidae.